AAAAACACCAUGAAUCAUUCAACAUUCAACAGAAAAACCACGUAAACAUCUAUAAAAUUCUAGAAUCCUGAUUAGCGGAGAAUUUUGUGACGUCAUUUGAAGUUUGAAGUAUAAAAGCUGAAAUUCUUUUCGCCAUUUUGAUUAUUUAGAAAGCGUUCGAGUUCGAUAAGCAAGCAGGUCAAGAAGUAAAGUGUUCUAGAAAUACAGAUUAAAUUGUUUCCUUUGAGUUAUUGAAAGGCAAAAAUCAAAUAAUGCAGAUCUUUGUAAAAACACUCACUGGUAAAACCAUCACCCUCGAGGUUGAACCAUCAGAUACCAUCGAGAAUGUCAAAGCUAAAAUUCAAGACAAAGAAGGUAUUCCACCAGAUCAACAGAGAUUAAUCUUCGCUGGAAAGCAAUUGGAAGAUGGCCGCACCCUCUCAGACUACAACAUUCAGAAAGAAUCUACCCUCCAUUUGGUGCUUCGUCUUAGAGGAGGUAUGCAAAUCUUUGUAAAAACUCUCACUGGUAAGACCAUCACCCUCGAGGUUGAACCAUCAGAUACCAUCGAGAAUGUCAAAGCUAAAAUUCAAGACAAAGAAGGUAUUCCACCAGAUCAGCAGAGAUUAAUCUUUGCUGGAAAGCAGUUGGAAGAUGGCCGUACUCUCUCGGACUACAAUAUUCAAAAAGAGUCUACCCUCCAUCUGGUACUUCGUCUUAGAGGAGGUAUGCAGAUUUUUGUAAAAACACUCACUGGUAAGACUAUCACCCUCGAGGUUGAACCAUCAGAUACCAUCGAGAAUGUCAAAGCUAAAAUUCAAGACAAAGAAGGUAUUCCACCAGAUCAACAGAGAUUAAUCUUUGCUGGAAAGCAGUUAGAAGAUGGCCGUACUCUCUCAGACUACAACAUUCAGAAAGAAUCUACACUCCACUUGGUGCUUCGUCUUAGAGGAGGUAUGCAAAUCUUUGUAAAAACUCUCACUGGUAAGACCAUCACCCUCGAGGUUGAACCAUCAGAUACCAUCGAGAAUGUCAAAGCUAAAAUUCAAGACAAAGAAGGUAUUCCACCAGAUCAACAGAGAUUAAUCUUUGCUGGAAAGCAGUUGGAAGAUGGCCGUACUCUCUCAGACUACAACAUUCAAAAAGAGUCUACCCUCCAUUUGGUACUUCGUCUUAGAGGAGGUAUGCAGAUUUUUGUUAAAACUUUAACUGGAAAGACCAUCACCCUUGAAGUAGAACCUUCUGAUACCAUCGAAAAUGUCAAAGCCAAAAUUCAAGACAAAGAAGGUAUUCCACCAGAUCAACAAAGAUUAAUCUUUGCCGGAAAGCAAUUGGAAGAUGGUCGUACACUCUCAGACUACAACAUUCAAAAGGAAUCUACCCUCCAUUUGGUACUUCGUCUUAGAGGAGGUAUGCAGAUUUUUGUUAAAACACUCACUGGUAAGACCAUCACCCUCGAGGUUGAACCAUCAGAUACCAUUGAGAAUGUCAAAGCUAAAAUUCAAGACAAAGAAGGUAUUCCACCAGAUCAACAAAGAUUAAUUUUUGCCGGAAAGCAGUUGGAAGAUGGCCGUACUCUCUCAGACUACAACAUUCAAAAAGAGUCUACCCUUCACUUGGUACUUCGUUUAAGAGGAGGAAAUUAAUAUGGUUGAAAUUAAGCACAUUUUUAUAUUUUCAAUAAAUAAAUUAUAAAUUAUUAAA
Diabrotica virgifera virgifera (western corn rootworm) is the source of this 1683-nucleotide messenger RNA. RefSeq names its product polyubiquitin-C. Gene Ontology annotation, biological process: protein ubiquitination; modification-dependent protein catabolic process. The record is from RefSeq and is a predicted model, not a curated record. Gene Ontology annotation, molecular function: protein tag activity; ubiquitin protein ligase binding. The transcript has 2 exons. The coding region runs from base 252 to 1625 and encodes 457 amino acids. Gene Ontology annotation, cellular component: cytoplasm; nucleus. NCBI's taxonomy places the organism in Eukaryota, Metazoa, Arthropoda, Insecta, Coleoptera, Chrysomelidae.